UGUUGAAUAUAUAUCUUCUAGGUUUUUUUGUGGUCAAAAUGAUACUAAUCUUAGUUUUUUCUACAAUAUGCGUGGGAAUUGCCCUGCUUUACGCCAUUCACCCACCAUUUCGAUAUGAAGCUCGAAUGACAACUUUUUAUGUAUAUCUACUCUGCACCAGCAUCGUCGGGCUUCCGGUGUUCAUUUACAAUGGUAGAUGUACCAAGAAUUUGAAGUUGAUUUCCAGAAUGAUGGUUCCGAUUCGCAAAGCUUUGGGUUUGACCAGUGAGCUAAGAAAACUGGAAAACAUGAUUGAAGACGAACCGUGCAUUAUUGUCAGCAACCACCAAAGUUCUAUCGAUGUUUUGGGAAUGGCUGAAUUGUAUCCACCGGAUUCGUCGUUUAUGGGGAAACAUACAUUGUUAUACGCAGGGCCUAUUGGGCUAGCCCUUUGGCUAUGCGGGGGAGUAUUUGUAAAAAGAUCUAACCACAAAUCUUCUCAAGACGUCGUAGAACAUGUGGCUGGAGAAGUAUUGCGACGAAAACUUAAACUAUGGAUAUUUCCUGAGGGUACGCGAUCUCACAAAAAAGGGAUGUUACCAUUCAAAAAAGGUGCAUUUAAUAUAGCAGUCAGUGCUCAAAUUCCGAUUGUGCCAGUCGUCUUCAAAUCAUAUGAGGAUUUUUACAACAAGAAGGAACGCAAGUUCAUUCCAGGAAAAUAUGUGGCUGAGGUUCUUCCGCAUGUGAAAACUGAGGGGAUGACCUUGGACGAUGUCCCAGAACUUAGUGAUAAAAUACGAGAACAAAUGCUAUCCGCUUUUUACCGUCUUUCUGAUGGCGAAAAGAAUAAAAACAACAAUAAUUCAAGUAAAAUUAUACAGUAAUUUGAACAUUUUUGUUUGAUCAUAAUAUGCAAUUAACCACACAAGCUUUUCUUUUACCUGCAUAACAUUAUGUGAUUUUGCUAUUGCUUA
Styela clava is the source of this 953-nucleotide messenger RNA. Its product is annotated as 1-acyl-sn-glycerol-3-phosphate acyltransferase alpha-like. Lineage: Eukaryota; Metazoa; Chordata; Ascidiacea; Stolidobranchia; Styelidae. Gene Ontology annotation, biological process: phosphatidic acid biosynthetic process. Gene Ontology annotation, molecular function: 1-acylglycerol-3-phosphate O-acyltransferase activity. Gene Ontology annotation, cellular component: endoplasmic reticulum; membrane. The record is from RefSeq and is a predicted model, not a curated record.